CCCAGCGACAGCGUCCUCAGCGUGGCCGACGACCCUCUGGCUUUGCUAUUCUACUUCCUCCCACCAAAGCUGUGGGACCAGAUUGCGGUUGAGAGCAACACCUAUCACCGACAAUCCAUACCGCAACGGGCACGGAUGCUACGUACGCAGCAGCGUCGGAAUGGUGGAGACGUUGAAGAGCUUGGCGAGAUCCGCCGCCGGCUUGCAGCAGUGGAUGACAUCGAGACCUGGGAAGUUCUACGAGUCAUGGCAUUGCUGAUUGCCAGGAUGUUGGCACUUAUUCGAAAGGGAAAUGCAGCGCAUUGGUCACUGAAGAAGAUUGGGGCGCUACCUGCGAAUCGGUUCGGCAACUUCAUGCCGAAGAAUCGCUUUUUUCAUAUUAUGGGAUAUCUACACUUCUCCAAUAACAAGUCCCCACAAGCCCGCCUGGACCGCGCGUGGAAGAUCAGACCUGUUGUCGACGUGAUGCAGCGCACGUUUGCCCGCGGGUAC
Molecule: messenger RNA, 492 nt
Organism: Phytophthora sojae
Lineage: Eukaryota; Oomycota; Peronosporomycetes; Peronosporales; Peronosporaceae
Exons: 1
Source: RefSeq, a predicted model, not a curated record